UGAGCUGACUGACUAUCGGCAGGUCAGCCGGGCGGGUUCAAAGACUGAGGAGAGGAGAGGAGGAGGACCAUUGAAAAGCUGACGAGAGUCGGAGAAGUUCUGUUUCGAAACAACGUUGCAAAAUUUAGCCACUUCUUUGUCGAACAAAGUUAUUUAAAACAGUAACGUUAAUCAAAAAUGGGGAAUCGGGUCGCCCGUGAGGACUACGAAUGGGUGUAUACGGACCAGCCGCAUGCCGACAGGAGAAAAGAGAUACUGGCCAAAUACCCAGAAAUCAAGACAUUGAUGGGUCCUGACCAGAGGCUCAAAUGGAUUGUGUGCAUGAUGGUAGCUAUACAGUUUUUAGCUUUCUACUUGGUCAAAGACUUGGACUGGAAAUGGGUUUUGUUUUGGACUUAUGCCUUUGGCAGCUGUAUCAACCACUCAAUGACCCUUGCUAUUCAUGAGAUCUCCCACAACACUGCCUUUGGAAACAACAAGGCCAUGUGGAACCGCUACUUUGCCAUGUUUGCCAACCUACCCAUCGGCCUGCCCUACUCUGCCUCCUUCAAGCGCUAUCACCUGGACCAUCACCGCUACCUGGGUGGAGAUGGGGUUGAUGUGGACAUCCCCACUGAGUUUGAAGGCUGGUUCUUCUGCACACGCUUCCGCAAAUUCAUCUGGAUUAUUCUGCAGCCGCUGUUCUACGCCAUCCGACCCCUCUGCAUCAACCCUAAACCCAUCACUCAGCUCGAGGUGACCAAUGUGGUCGUCCAGCUCACCUUCGACAUCCUGCUCGGCUGUCUGUGGGGGGCCAAGCCUGUGUUCUACAUGCUGGCUGGCUCCAUGUUGGGAAUGGGCUUACACCCCAUCUCUGGUCACUUCAUAGCUGAGCACUACAUGUUCCUCAAGGGCCAUGAGACCUACUCCUACUAUGGUUCCCUCAACUUGCUCACCUUCAACGUGGGCUACCACAAUGAACACCAUGACUUCCCCAGCAUCCCAGGACGCAGGCUGCCCAUGGUGAAGAAAAUAGCAGCAGAGUAUUAUGAUGACCUGCCUCAGUACACAUCCUGGUUGAAGGUCCUGUACGACUUCAUCAUGGACGAUACACUGAGCCCGUACUCUCGAAUCAAGAGGAAGCUGAAGGGAGAUAUCAAACAGGAGUAACUACACUGAAAGCUUCUCUGGAACAACGCUGCAGUGUCCAUCAUGACAGCAGCCCGGAUCACCGUCCUAUAAACUUAACAGCUUCUGCGUGUUAAUACAUUCGGCAUGGGAAAUUAAGGUGGACAUAUUGAAAAAGUUCUUUUCCCCUACAGGAAGAAAAAAUAGUUUAUCAUCCAGGUCAGAAAAAUCAAUACAUUUUGUGUUACAGUAUGAUUUUAGAUGUUGUGAUUAUAGGCAGUGCCUAGGUCUGGUUGCACAAAGACUUUGCUCCGAUUAAACAAAUAGUUCAACUUAAAAUAGACAACUAAUUUGUUAUGUAUACUAAAUGAAGUAUAACUGGAUGGAUGGCUCGUCAUUAAAUUUGGUAUAUACAUUAAUGUCACACUCAGGAUGAACUGUAAUCACUUUGCUGAUCUUCUGACAGUUCAAAAUUUCAAUUUGUCGAGUACUUUGGUUUAAAGUACCCCCAAAUGUCUACCUAAGGCAUUGUGUUCAGGCUCUUUCACGGCUGUCCGAGAUAAUCUGCUGCCAUUCCAGCUGAUGUCUUAAUGUGCACAGCACAUGUGAGUGCUCUGUUUACAUUAGGGCUAUUUCCAGUGUCUUGGAGGCCACAGUGAUCAGUAAUGAGUAAAAACAAAGAAGUUGUCAGUAACAACACUUAACAUUUAAAUAUGAACAGACUGCUGGAAGAGGUGCUUCUGUAUCAAGUGGCUCUGUUGUCCUCUGAUCGCCACUUUAACACAUCUCAAAUUAGUUUUUCUUAACGGUUUGCUUGAGCCUAGUAGGAGCAAAAUAAUACUGUCUUUGUGCAGCCAGCCUCAGAAAUUAACCACCAACAAAGCUACACAGCCAACCAAAAAAGUCCACACAGGUUGUUGUACCAUUUACUCCAUGUCAAAGGUGUUUCUAUUCUGCCACAGAGAUUAAUUUUAUACAACUGAAUGAAUUUAGACAUUUAGACAACAACAAGAAAGCCGCUUUGCUAUUGGUUGAGUAUCAAUGUGUGUGUGCGUGCGUGUGUGUGUGUGUGCCUGUCUGUGUGUGUCAACAUGGACCAAAGUUGAACUCUUGAGUGAGUGACUUCACUCAUCAUUAAGAUUUAGUUUGUUGCAAUGUGAGUGUGAUCCGGUUAGUUUGAAUGGACAUGCAAUAAGUUUAUGGGGAGGCCGGCAUUGGUUGCUUUAUAUGUUAAAUGUAGUUUGUAACCUUUUUUGGCUUGUGACCCUUUUUCUUCAACUGCUUUGCUUUUUAACAUUUGACACUUUUAAUGUAUCACAUUAAUGUAUCACAUUAUACAACCUGUUGUCCUGCUUUGUACAGACUGACUGUAACAGGUCAGUGUGAGGUUGGAUUGUAUGAGAUGCUUCUUACAGCCAGAGACAGAAAGCAGUCAUAUUAAACACCAUGAAUGUUUAAGUAAUCAAUUGUCCAGUGCUGUUGAACCUGACUGAUGCAAAGUCAGCCUCUGAAUUUGUGGGCCAGAUGUGUCAAUAAAUUUGUAACAAGUGG
Epinephelus moara (kelp grouper) is the source of this 2658-nucleotide messenger RNA. It is a transcript of the gene degs1, whose product is annotated as delta(4)-desaturase, sphingolipid 1. The coding region runs from base 178 to 1149 and encodes 323 amino acids. Gene Ontology annotation, molecular function: sphingolipid delta-4 desaturase activity. Lineage: Eukaryota; Metazoa; Chordata; Actinopteri; Perciformes; Serranidae. The record is from RefSeq and is a predicted model, not a curated record. Gene Ontology annotation, biological process: ceramide biosynthetic process. The transcript is spliced from 3 exons. Gene Ontology annotation, cellular component: membrane.